CUACUCCCUCACUUCUCUGCUACACACACGAACUCCAUCCAUCUUUAAAAAAAAAUAGUAUUUCUGAUUUGGGAAAUUUUCAAAUUUAUAAAAAAGAAAAGAAAAGAGAUUAGAUGUAAAGGGCAAGGAGGGCAUCUCUCUCUCUCUCUCUCUCAUAGAUUCUCUCUUCUAUCGCUGCUUCCUCUUUGGUGAGUACUACUUGUUACGUUUCGCUUCUGAUCGACACAUCUUCAUCUUUCCUCUCCUUUUGGGUCCAUCGAUUCCUGUCAUCCGAUCACGACCCAAGUCCAGCUUUUUUCUUUGACUCUCAUCAACAAAAGUGAAUCAUCAUUUGACAGAAUGGAGUUGGAGUCUUCAUGUAAGCUGUUCAUCGGUGGGAUCUCUUGGGAAACCACUGAAGAUAGUCUCCUUCAGUAUUUUCAGACCUUUGGUGAGGUUUUGGAGGCUCUUGUCAUCAAGGAUCGUCUCACUGGCCGUGCCCGUGGCUUUGGUUUCAUCGUCUUUAAAGACUCCAGUGUCGCUCAGAGAGUCCUUCUCCAGAAACACAUGAUUGAUGGCAAAUCUGUGGAGGCGAAGAAGGCAGUUCCAAGAGAUGAUCACGUACCACUGAACAAAAGCAACAGUAGCGUCCAGGGAUCUCCUGGUCCAGCACACUCUAAAAAGAUAUUUGUGGGAGGGUUAGCAUCAUCAGUAACGGAGUCAGAGUUCAAGAAGUACUUUUCUCAGUUUGGGACUAUCAUUGAUCUUGUGGUGAUGUAUGACCACAAAACUCAGCGCCCCAGAGGCUUUGGCUUCGUUACAUACGAUUCAGAAGAGGCUGUAGACAAAGUUUUGCAGAGGAAGUUCCAUGAACUCGAUGGUAAGAUGGUUGAGGUCAAAGUGGCCGUCCCCAAGGAAACAUCUCCCAUCCCAAACAUGAACAUUAGCAGCUUAAAUAACUUUGGAAGUAGCAGGAUGAGUUUGUUGCUCAACGAUUACACACAAGGGUUCAACCUGAGUCCAACCUCAGCAAAACCUGAAGUUAGGUACAGUCCAGCGUUGAGUAACCAACGUAGCUUCUCUCCGUUUGGCCACGGAUUUGAGAUUGAUCUGGAUUUUAUUGAGAGAAACCAUAAUCAGAGUAAUGUUAGUAGAAGGCUGUUUAGCCCUGGAUAUAAUGCAAGUCUUAGCAGGUAUGGUGGCCAAUGGAAUGGUUCUGUUAACCGAAAUCAACUAUGGGGGAAUAAUGGUGGUUUGAGUUACAUGUCAAACGCUGAGUUAAGUGGAGGGUUCAAUGGGAACUAUGGAGUAGGAAGCAUAGGAGAGAAGUGGGGAACAGUUGGUGAAGGGCGUAUUAAUUAUGGUAUAAGCAAUGGAAUGGGUUUAGGAUCUAGAGGAGGAGGAGGAGCUCAUAUGAGCAGCUCGGGUUGGGGAAUGUCCAGUGAAGGAGGAGGGAUGCGCGGUUGUGGAUACAUGAACAACACAGAGGAAUUGCUGCUAGCUUAGAGACAUGACAUAUCUACACUUUAGGGAGAUGAGAUGAUUUUGGAGUGAGUUUUAGAGAGCAACUUAUUAGAGUCCCAUAAAUUUUCAAAUUUUGAGUUGCUUUGCUUCUUUUUUGUUUUAAUUUGGAAUUUACUUUUUUUUUUUUUUAUCUUUGUUUUGUUUGCUGUAAAAUGACAAAUACAAAUGGAGGAAAACAAGAAAUAGAGAGAGUUUCAUGUCA
This is a messenger RNA of Brassica napus (rape), 1705 nucleotides long. Its product is annotated as heterogeneous nuclear ribonucleoprotein 1. NCBI's taxonomy places the organism in Eukaryota, Viridiplantae, Streptophyta, Magnoliopsida, Brassicales, Brassicaceae. The record is from RefSeq and is a predicted model, not a curated record. Gene Ontology annotation, molecular function: RNA binding. Bases 340 to 1485 code for a protein of 381 amino acids. The transcript is spliced from 4 exons.